Fusarium vanettenii 77-13-4 is the source of this 1539-nucleotide messenger RNA. RefSeq lists its product as uncharacterized. Gene Ontology annotation, biological process: allantoate transport; transmembrane transport; tripeptide transport. Lineage: Eukaryota; Fungi; Ascomycota; Sordariomycetes; Hypocreales; Nectriaceae. Gene Ontology annotation, molecular function: allantoate transmembrane transporter activity; dipeptide transmembrane transporter activity. Gene Ontology annotation, cellular component: plasma membrane. The coding region runs from base 1 to 1539 and encodes 512 amino acids. The transcript is spliced from 4 exons. The record is from RefSeq and is a predicted model, not a curated record.
AUGUCCGUCGACGCUGCCGAAAAGCAAAGGCAGAGCCUUGAUCCUGCUUCGAAGCAGUGCGAAGCCAUCAACAAUGAUGAGCUUUACAGCAUUGACCCCGAACAGGCCAAGAAGGUCGUUCGGAAAUUGGACUGCGUCAUUAUGCCUCUGAUGGCUUUUGUCUACUUCUUUCAGUGCAACAAAACUGACCGUUAUAAACUUGCAGAUCUCGACAAACAGUCCAUCAAUCAGGCCGCCAUCUUUGGACUUCGCGACGAUCUACACCUCACGGGCGAACAAUUCUCCUGGGCUGUAUCCCUCUUUUACCUCGGCCAGCUCUGCUCGGAAUACCCCGCGGCCUACCUUCUCUCGCGACUCCCGAUUACACUCUACGUAGGCUGCACUAUUGUUGUCUGGGGUGGCGUGAACAUGGCCAUGGCUGCAUGUCAGAGCUUCCAAGGAUUGGCUGCGGCGAGAUUCUUCCUUGGGUUCACUGAAGGAACCGUUUCUCCCGCCUUCAUCAUCAUCACCUCGAACUGGUAUGUCAAGAGAGAGCACCCAAUCCGCGUGGCAACGUGGGUCUCCAUGAACGGCGUCUCCCAAAUCAUCGGUGCCCUCAUGAUGUACGGCAUCGGACAAUCCAACAUGUCCCUUGCUCCUUGGCGUGCACUGUUCAUCAUCUGCGGUGGCCUGACCUCGUUGGUGGGCGUUGUCUUCAUCUUCAUGAUGCCCCGGGAUACCUCUACCGCUUGGUUCUUGACCGAGGCUGAGAGAGAGAUUGCUACUCAGCGCCUUGCCGUUGAUCGUGCGACUCGCGAUCGUGCAGAGUUCAAUAAGAAGCAGGUUAGAGAGGCUAUGCUGUCACCCAUGACAUGGAUCUACAUGAUGAUGGGUUUGUGCAUCACUUUGACCACCCCCAUCAUCAAGUUCAGCGCCAGUGUCAUCAACGGCUUUGGUUACAGCAAGUUUGAGACAAUGCUUGUCGGAAUGCCCGCAGGAGCUUGCAACACGGCAACCGUCUGGAUCGGCGCUCUCGUCCCACGAAUGUUCCCCGGAACACGAACCUACACCGCCAUCGGCCUCUGCUUCGUUCCUCUUCUAGGUGCGGUUCUUCUCAUGACUCUCCCUCGCGAGGGCGCCGAAUGGGGCAUCGUCGUGUCGACUUGGUUGGGCGGUUGCUCGUCGGCCCUGCUCAGCAGCUCGGCUAGUAUCAUUGCCAGCAACGUCAAGGGAAACACAAAGAAGAGUGUCGUGUCUGUCGCCUUCUUCAUUGCCUACUGCGUCGGCUGCAUCGUCAGUCCUUUUGCCUGGACCUCUAAGGACGCACCUCGCUACCGCAAGGGCUGCAUCUUGAGUUUGUCAUCCAUGAUCGCUCUGAUUAUUACGUAUAUCGGUUUUGUAAUUGUUGUUAAGCGUAAGAACGCCAGCCGAGACUCCAAGGCGGCAGACGGACAAGUUCAGUAUGUCGUGGAAGGUUUGGGUGGCAGUCAGCAGGCCGGUGUUUCAACCGACUCGGAUCUCACUGAUGUGCAGGAUAAGGGCUUCAGAUACAUCAUCUAA